UUAGUGGCAGGCAUUAGCUAGCGUCCAAUCCGGUAUCAUUGGGUCGUCAUAUCCCCUCAUUGAAGUCUACAUUUAAAAUGGUUUGGUAAGAGUUAGUCUAACGUUGCAAUACCUCAAAUCACGUCUAUGGAAGCCUGGAUCUCGACGAUGCUAGAGAGAGACCAUGGAUGAUGAUAAUCACAGAUUAUUUCAAAGAGUUGCAGAGAAACUGGGCUGGUCAGAGAAGGGAGGAUUGGAAACAGCAGAACAACAGCUGAUUAAGAGCGUCGGUAAGACUCGGCGUCUGGCCACAGGCUAUCAUGGCUCCAGGGGUGCUCAAAACCUUCCUCCCCCAGUCCAGAUACAUCUGCCUGACACUGAGGAAGAGGAUGACGGAGGCCCAGGAAAGAGAACCAGGUCUCCAAGGGCAACGGUUACAGGACCAAGGUCUUAAUGGAGUCCAGUGACGAUGAUUUUGACCAGUUUCUUGUGGAGCAGGCUACACCCAAAACUGCUUCUCGGAAACAUUGCAGUUCUGCUAAGAAAGUCAGUGAACCAGUCCUUGUAUUAAGCUCAGACAGUGAUGACCACUUUGAAAACUUCCUGAGCCGUGUGAAAACUCCCAAGCCGAAGCCCAAGGAAGCAGAGCGUGGCAGUGGAGACCAGUACAGUGGAGACAGCCUCAGAAACUUCAUUGUCGACAGCUUUUCCUCCGAUGAUGACUUUGUCGUUGAGAGGAAGAAAAAACCUACCUCUAAAGGUGCCUUUAAGACCCCAAAGCCGUCAUCCUUCCAGACCCCGGUCAGAAGACCCUUGUCCCAGUGUAACACUCCAGUUUUCCUCAGCGACAGUGAAGAAGAUGAUGGUAUUGUGAUGAAGAGCAAGUGGAGGACAUGCCACCCUGUGCACCAGCCGCCGCCACAGACGCACAAAGUCAACGUCCUACAAAGUAACCAGAAGGGCAACAUCUUCUUUCCCUCUCCCUGCCCUCCUCCUCUGCCUUCCCUCUCUCCCUCCCCUCCUCCUCUGCCUUCCCUCUCUCCUUCCCCUCCUCCUCUCCGCUCCUCCUUCACCCCCUCCCUGACCCCCCUUCCACAGCGGACCCACUCAGCCCUGUCGAAGCUGGAGGACUCAGCCAGCUCAGAGGAAGAGUUCCUCAGCUUACUGGACAGAAUUAAGAAGAACCACAAGACCGGCAACACCCCAACACCUAAACCCAACACAGGGGCCAAUCAGAAGCCCCCCCUGUCAACUCCACGGCAAAAAGCCUCGAAAGAGGUGUGCCCUCGGCCGUUGGUGAGAACGCCCUUGGAUCUGAAGACCCCAGUGCGGCCGCUCGUCUCUAAACCCGCUGUGUCCCAGCCGGAAUCCAGACUCAAGACCAGUGGCCUUUCUUCCUCCAGUGGAUCAGCAGGGUGUAUGACUCCUGGGUGUUUCCUCCAGUCUCUGUCUGGACCAGGCUCCAGCUACAGCCGCAACUUCAAACAGACCAAGGAGGAGCUCACCAGCAAACUGUAUCGCCUGUACAACACCAGCGUGUUCGACAGCAAGCUGCCCAGUAACAUGUCAGUGAGCUGGAAUAACAAGAUGAGAAAGACUGCUGGCUACUGCGUCACAGGGCAGGAGAGAGGAGGAGGGAACCGAUACGCACGUAUCCAACUCUCGGAGAAAGUCUGUGACUCUGCAGACCGUCUGCGUGACACGUUAGUCCAUGAGAUGUGCCACGCUGCCACCUGGUUGAUCAACGGUGUGAGGGAUGGACACGGCCCCUUCUGGAAGCUGUACGCCCGCAAGGCCACGCUGGCACACCCCGAGCUGCCUGUGGUCACCCGCUGCCACAGCUACGACAUUAACUACAAGUACCAGUACCAGUGCAGCCGCUGCAAAAACACACUCGGUCGUCACUCUAAGUCUCUGGACACCCAGAGGUUUGUGUGUGCCCUCUGUACGGGUCAGCUGGUCCUGCUCACCCCCGCCAAGCCCCGGGCGCCCACACCCUUUGCCAACUUUGUCAAGGAGAACUAUGGCAGUGUUCGCCAAAACCUGGUGGGUCAGAGCCACGGUGAGGUAAUGAGGAAACUCAGUGUUGACUUCGCCUCCAAGACUAAACUCAGCCAGAACUGAGAAGGAGAGAGAGAGAGAGAGAGUGUGUGAAAGAGAUGAGGUGGAAUCAUUCUAACCUGGAUUAGACCUACAUUACUCUCGUCUCCUGGACUCUAAAGCACUCUUGAUAAAGCACUCUUGAUAAAGCACUCUUGUUCAGUAGUAUCUGUAAAACCCUGUCUGAACAUCUUCAUUCCUUGAAGAUUUCCACUGCUCUGAAGCAAUGGUGGAAUCCUUCUCUUUCAUCCAUCCUAAUGUCGUAGAUUAGUGGGAUCCUUCUCUUUCAUCCAUCCUAAUGUCGUAGAUUAGUGGGAUCCUUCUCUUUCAUCCAUCCUAAUGUCGUAGAUUAGUGGGAUCUUCAAGUUGAUAGGUCUGUCUUAAAUACCUCUGUGUAUGUAUCAGGUUUUCAGAGGCAGCUAUGGUGAGUCUGUCAUUCCUCUGUAGCUGGCGUCUCACCGGUACAGUGAAAUGAGCCAAGAGACACACUGGACAGUGAUUUAAAGGCAUCGUGAAUCAGUCACAUUGUUGAGCCUGUGACAUGGAUUCAUACCCUUCAAAUAUCAUUUUGUGACCAACUGCUUUGAAUUACUUGAAAUAUGAAUCAGGAAAUGGUUCCAUGAAGUUUCAUAGAAGGCCGAUCUGGCAACUUCACGUACAAUUUGUUACAUUUUGUCUUGUUUUGUUUGUUUUUUUCAUGUUUUGUUUUUGAAUAAAGAUUUCAUGUUUUACA
Oncorhynchus gorbuscha (pink salmon) is the source of this 2812-nucleotide messenger RNA. RefSeq lists its product as uncharacterized. The record is from RefSeq and is a predicted model, not a curated record. NCBI's taxonomy places the organism in Eukaryota, Metazoa, Chordata, Actinopteri, Salmoniformes, Salmonidae. The transcript has 13 exons. Bases 433 to 2103 code for a protein of 556 amino acids. Gene Ontology annotation, cellular component: nucleus.